UACUGGAAACGUGCAGAACUUCCUCUUUUCUUAUGCGGUGCAGGUGCUUUCUCUCGUUCUUUUGUGCUCAAUUCGGUCCUGCCUAUAUUGUCCCGCUGCCGAACUUCACUUCCCUGUUCCUACCCCUCCUGGUGCUCGGCGGUUUCAAAUGGGGACCUCCACUAGUCCCGAGACCCAGCGUGGAUCUUCGUCGCCGGAUGCGGAAGACAACACCGGCAUUAUACUGGGUACCGGCUACUUUCAGAGAACCACGCUCCUCUUCGCAAGUGUUGUUGCCCUUGUGCUGGGUCUCAACGAUUUCCUUCCUCUGCUGGCCGUACCUGAGGUGGAUUACUGGUGCGCUUCAUCACAUCAGGUCAAUGUCAGUGAGGGGAAGAACAUGAGCAUACCAGUCCAAGAGAACAACAGCCAAUGCUACAUGUCCGAAGGUUCUCUCGAGGCAAACCAGAGCGUUAUCCCAUGCACUGCGUGGCACUACGAUCACACUCUGCACUAUCUCACAGCCGUUGAAGAGUGGAACCUCGUUUGCAACGACUCCUGGCUCGCUCCGACAUCGACUGCGGUAUACAUGCUUGGCUCGGCUGUUGGCACUGCAGCUAUGGGAUUUCUGUCUGAUAGCAUCGGCCGGAAGCCUGUUUCCUGCAUUGGAUCCGUAGCAACACUGUUGCUCUGCGUAGCCGCCAUCAACACAAAGACCAUACAGGCCUUCAUCCUGAUAAGGUUCCUUAGUGGUGCUGCGAUAAGUGGUACUGGCAUUACCAUUUAUGUGCUCAUUCUAGAAGUAAUUCCUACCUCGAGGCGAGCUCUCUACGCGUUCGUCAUGUGGAGCGGGUACUCUUGCGGUAUGACCACCAUUAGGACAGCCGAAGGGUUCCACGUGGCUUGGCGGUCCGUCCAAUUUGGAAUGAUAAUACCAACGGCGUUGCUGCUCUUCGUUUUCGCGGUGCUUGAAGAAUCUCCGAGAUGGCUUAUCUCUCAGUGGGACCUGGCUAAUGCCGAGCGGACGAUCCUGAUCAUUGCUAAAAAGAACAAGAGGAAGAGAAGUGAUGCCCUCGACACCUGGAACAAAAACAAAGUUGGACUCGAGCUGGCAGAAGAGAAUUACUCUUCAACGCUAAAGGUGAAUCUCACAAGGGUACUGCUCACCCGACAACUGCGAUGCUCGAAUAUCAUUCUUUGUUUGUCGUGCUUCGCCAUCUCCUUCACAUUCUUCUCGAUGACGUUCAACACGGAAGAUACUCUGCAAAUCGUCGUCAUGGGCGGCAUCGUUGCUGGGAUUCCUCCGGAUAUCGCCGCCUACAUCGGCAUGGAACAUUUGGGCCGCAAACCAACUUUAGUAAUCGCUCUUCUUCUAACAGCGUUAAGCUGCGUCGCCGAACUCAUAUUACGUGACAUUCAGAAGACUCUUUGGAAUAUGGUCACUUUGGGCCUAGGGUUAUUCUUCUCCGCGGUGGCCAUGAGAGUUGUGUCGCUCUACGUCAUCGAAGUGAAUCCUACGUCAGUAAGGACAAUUGCAGUCUGCUGCCUUGGAGUUUGUGGAAGGACAGGAUGUAUCCUGGCUGCUUACUCUCACGAACUGUCUCGAGCAACUCCUCGUGCGAUGCCCUUUGUGUUGUACGCAAUGGGCUGUUCUCUUGGAGGAGUCUUCGCUACUCUACUUCCAGAGACAAGGUCUGUCCGUUUGCCCGAAGCCGUCAGGAAGGAAGAUGUCUACGUGAUAGCGCCUCUCCAGGUUCACCGACGGAGAAAAGGCAGGAAGAGCCCAGAAAGACGGGGCGGAUCUCCACCAUCGCUGAGCUCGGAGUACCAGAGGUCGUCCCCCCUUGUUAUACAUAGUGUGGACGAAGACGUCGAUUUCAGGGACAUAGUGUGCCGGUCAACAGAAAGUACCGGAAUGGCCCUCUAGUUGUACCUUGCAAUGUUCACUGUGUAUCGAACGAAGAUAUUUGAUGAAACAUAUUUUAUAUGUC
This is a messenger RNA of Ornithodoros turicata, 1970 nucleotides long. RefSeq names its product beta-alanine transporter-like. Gene Ontology annotation, cellular component: membrane. The transcript is spliced from 11 exons. NCBI's taxonomy places the organism in Eukaryota, Metazoa, Arthropoda, Arachnida, Ixodida, Argasidae. Gene Ontology annotation, biological process: transmembrane transport. The record is from RefSeq and is a predicted model, not a curated record. Gene Ontology annotation, molecular function: transmembrane transporter activity. Bases 149 to 1906 code for a protein of 585 amino acids.